Messenger RNA from Peronospora matthiolae, 513 nucleotides. Lineage: Eukaryota; Oomycota; Peronosporomycetes; Peronosporales; Peronosporaceae. The record is from the annotation of a GenBank genome assembly.
AUGCCUUUGAGUGGCAAGAAGAAAGUUGAGUCGCGCAUUUCGAUAGGGCUAUGCUCCAAUAUGGAUGGGAAUGAGAAAUUGGACCCUAUCGUGAUCAACAAGUCCCUCAACCCCCGUUGCUUUGCAGCUAUCGACGUUUCCAAGCUACCCGUGUACUUCCAUGCAAAUGCAAAUUCAUGGACUACCGGCGGCAUCUUUGCAAUUUGGUUGAAAGCGAUUAAUCUCAAAAUGAGUGGGCAAAAAGUUCUUCUGCUGCUCGACAACGCGACAUCACAUGUCAAUUUGAAGCUCUCAAACGUACACAUUCACUUCCUUUCGCCAAAUACCACCUCCCAUUUGCAGCCGAUGGACGCGGGCAUCAUUCGCAACUUCAAGCUCAAGUACAAGGCCCAAUUCGUGCAGUGGCUACUGGACAUGGUGACGGCAGGGACGGAGGAAAAGAAGCUCGACGUUCUUAGCGCAAUCCGUAUAGUGGUAAAAUCGUGGGCUGAGGUGCGCCCUGAAACAAUUUGA